AUGCCUAGCCCACCCGAUCCAUUUGACUACCCGCAAGACCGUUCCCUUACAACCCAUCAGGGACAGCGUUCACAGGAUAGGAGAGACGACCCCUUAGGCCUCUCUGUCUUGUAUGCCCCCCCAGAACGUUCGGUAGAUAUAGUAUUCAUCCAUGGUCUCGGGGGAGCAAGUUUACGGACAUGGUGCCGGGAUCGAGACUUAGAUUAUCUUUGGCCUCAAUUGUGGCUUCCACGGGACCUCCCCUCUGCUCGUAUCCUCACCUUUGGGUACAAUGCGCACUUUUUGUCAAAGAAAGAGCGGACCUCUCUAACCAUCAGCGAUUUUGCAAACGAUCUGCUGUUUCGGAUGAAACAUGGAGAAAGCGGAUCGACCAGAUUGGGCCAAGUGCCUAUCAUCGUUGUUGCCCACUCGAUGGGGGGCCUGGUCUUCAAGAAGGCCUUUGUACAGGGCCACAUGAACGACGAGUACCGAAGUGUUGUUGCUACAAUAAAGGCCGUUCUUUUUCUAGCUACUCCCCACCGAGGCACUGUUUUAGCUGAUACCCUCAACUUGAUUUUAAGGAGCUCAUUCUUCGGACACUCGUCAAAGAAAUACGUAUCUGAGCUCACCCGGGGAAGCCCAACGAUAGACGAGCUAAAUGAGACGUUUCGACACCAUGCACCCAAGCUCCAGAUGUUCUCAUUUUACGAGACAUUAGCCACCCCUAUCGGGCCGAUGUCAGCCUUGCUCCUCGAUAAGGCGUGCUCUGUUAUGGGUUACCCAAACGAGACAUCGCAGCCACUCAUUGCCAAUCACCAUAACGUCUGCAAGUUCACAGGAGAAGGCGACCCAAAUUAUUCGUCUGUCCUAGGCGCCCUCCGUAGUGUCAUCAUGUCGGUCACAUCCUCAGAGACUGACAGCCACGCCAAGGACCUACAAGAUAUUAAGACAUUGCUUGGUGUGUCCGGUCCUCUCGAGGAAGAUAUAGACGCUUUUCGUGCGGUUCGAAAACCUGGAACAUGCGAGAAAUUCUACGCAUGUCGAGAAAUGAAAGACUGGCUCGCCUCUAAGUCGCCCCACGUUCUCUGGGCCCAUGCUCCACCAGGAAAUGGGAAGUCUACACUGUGCUCAUUUAUUGUCGAUCGUUUGCAGGAAGAGAAUGAAUAUUGCGCUUAUUUCUUCAUCAAAUACGGCCAUCGCAAGAAACAGUCUACGGCAUGUAUGCUUCGUUCAUUGGCAUAUCAAAUGGCUCUUCAAAUACCCACGUUCCGGCAGGCGCUAACGGAUCUCGCAAGAUCUGGAGUGCAAAUUCACAAUGCAGACACUCUCACAGUAUGGAAAAAGCUAUACUUGGCCGCGCUUUCCACGGUCUACUGUGAGAAAAGGAUUUCUUGGGUGCUAGAUGGACUUGACGAAUCCGAUUCAAGCAAACAGGUUAUCGAGCUCAUCUCGGCAGUCGGGAGUUUCAACAGCUAUAUACGCGUACUUGUGUUAAGUCGGCCAUUAUCCACCAUAAUCCAGGCUUUCCAAAUGGUUAAAAAGAAAAUACCCGUCAUUGAUAUACCCCUUCCGGAUAAUAUGGACGACAUUCGCAUGGUAGUGGCUGGUGAGGUCGGUUAUCUUCCUGCAAGCGAUGAAUUCAAGGCCAAGGUCAUCGAUGAGAUCACAUCCCGCUCUCAACGAAACUUCCUUUGGGCUAACCUCGUGCUUUCACGAGUGGCAAAUUGUCAUCGCCAAGAGCAGAUAAAGCAAGUCCUUGAAACCACGCCCGAUGGGAUGGAUAAGCUCUAUGAUCGCAUGCUGGACGCUGUCAGCGAUCUUCACACAAAGGAGGACAAGGCCCUCUCUAAGAUCAUUCUUUCAUGGGCUAUGUACGCCAAGACUCCUCUGUCGGUGACUGAGCUCUCUGAAGCAUACCCAGCCGAGCUACACUCGAUCAUAGACCUCGAUCACACUGUGAGCCAGAUAUGUGGUCAAUUUGUCGACAUUGCCCAGGACAAAGUUACCCUAGUUCAUCACUCUGCCCGCGAAUACUUAAGGAAGACCAAGCGUGCGCCCUUCUCGUUGGACCUGCGGACCGUGAAUGAGGAGCUCUUCGGUAAAUGCAUGGCAACCCUCUGCGAUCAGCGCCUCCGUAGAAAGCUCAGCACUCUUAAGCUACCCAAGUUCCUGCCCUACGCGGCUAUGUCAUGGGCGUUUCACCUUGAGAGCAGCUCACCUGAGUCGGACAGAGGGCUGGACGCCCUUGUUCGGUUUUUUAGCGGGCCUUUUCCUCUCGCCUGGAUUCAAUACUUUUCCAUCAGCGGCUGCCUUUCUGAACUCUUCAACAUCUCUAGGAUAGUCACAAAUUAUGUGAGGAAGAGAAGAAAUGCAAACGCCGACAAGUCCCCCAUGUUGCAUUGCCUGUCAGAUCUUUCUCUGAUUGAAACUUGGGCGAUCGAUCUGUUGAAGAUACCAGCUAAAUUUGGUCGCCACCUAUCGGAAGAUCCCUCCCUAAUAUACAAGUGCAUACCUCCGAUUAGUCCCCACUCCUCGGCUAUACAUCAGAAAUUUGCCGUUAAUGCCGCCAUCACUCUGUCGGUUUCAGGACUCAAAAAUCUAGAAUGGAAUGAUUGUCUAGCCCGAGUGUCGGCAAAUGCCAGCAGAGCAGUCCGGCUGGCGGUAUCAGCCCGAUAUCUUGCUGUUGCAUCAGACGUCCCCAAGGGAACCAUCACACUGUGGGAUACUAUCUUGUUCCGGGAGUAUACGGCUUUUUUUGUCAAUGAGCAUAUUUGGGCAAUUUGCUUCAACGGGACCGGGUCUUUUUUCUCAUGUUACGGGAUCAACCACACAUUUGUGUGGAAAGUUGAGGACGGAUCUCUGUUGUUAACGAAGGACAAUCCGUCACAUGAGCGAGCCAUCGACUUCAAGUUUGACGAAAACGAUGUACUUAUGAUGAUUUCCGAUCUUCGACGGGUGUACAAGCUGACUAUAGAGGCUGAGGGGGAGGAGCAAUGUUCCUGGAUACAGAUGGACCCACAAUUACUGGAGGAGACGAGUUUGCCAGAGCAUAUGUUCCUCGGCAGUCCUUCUUCGGUGGCAUUCAACAACGACUGUACCCAGGUUGCUGUUGCUUAUCGCUCCUUCCCCCUCACUGUGUGGAACAUUGACCCACCUGAGAUCGUCGCACGACUCAAGAGAAAGUCAAAGCAAGGGCAAGGGUCUGUCUACUCAUACACAGGUGACAACAAGGUCGUCUGGCAUCCCUCUGGAACGCAUGUCAUGGGAAUCUUUGGACAAAUAUUCAAGUGGAGCCCGAUUGAAGACGCCUAUGAGGAGGUUAAAGGAGAGACAGGUGUAGUACCCUACGGAAUCCAGUGCAGCCCCAACGGACACGUAUUUGUUACUAGCGACGUUGAAGGCUCAAUUAAGGUCUACGACUUCGCUUCAUUGUCGCUGAUAUACAAGCUGAACUCGGAGGAUCGCAUCAACCAGAUCUGCUUUGACCCGAACAGUGUCCGGUUCUACGAUCUGCGGGGCUCCUACUGCAACGUCUGGGAGCCCAAUUGUCUGCUUCGGCUCAUGGAGGAUACCGCUGAGCGCAUCGGUGACGCGGAUAGUGCGGCGGAUAGUUUUUGGUUGGACACAGAAGAUACUCAUAGAACUUCUAUCUCUUUGCCGGUGUCCGAGAGCCAUGCUGAUAGUAAAUCAGCAAUCACCGCCAUUGCAGCGGGAGCCCGGUCACAAGAGCUGCUCGCGUAUUCAACUGAUGCCGGUGAAGUAGAUGUCUAUGACCCGAUAACCGAAAAGAGGCACAGGGUCGCUAAGUCCCUCUUCGGCAUGCCAGUCGAGCAUCUCAUCUGGACGGUGAAGCACGACCACCUUGCCUACUCCUUCUCUAAUGGGACCACCACUAUCAAGUCAAUCUCUAUCACUGCUGGGCCACAGCGAGAGGUGGUGGCUACAGAUAUCUCCGGGAAGGACCGGUCUAGCACUGAUCGAGGUCGGACCCGUCAACUCUUGUUCGAUGAGUCAGGGGAGUCGCUGCUAAUCUAUGGUGCUAAAAAGAGUCAAGUCCUCUCCAUACCCAGUGGACAGAUUAUUGCCGAGCGUGAUAUGCCGGAUAGUGAGUCCGCCAAGUGGAAACAACAUCCAUCACAGCCAGACAUACUCCUCUGCUUUACCUCCGACGCCGUGACUACUUUCACGUGGCAACUAGAGAGAAAGGAGUCAACUCCGCUAAAGCUCCCCACGAAUGAUCUCUCUAUAUCGCCCACUGUCGAUGCGCUCCUGUCCAGUCACUGCAUGCGAUAUAUCCUUGUCCGCACCAUGACAAAGCAGCUCAACCGGCUACAUUACGGGUUCUUCGUCCUGCCUGCGAGCCCGAUAUUUGAGGGCGGUAGGGAGGCCAUCAGCCCUUUACAUCUUUCCCCAACCAUCAGCGGUGACGUGGUUGGCAUCAUACCCGAUGGGCGGCUGGUAUUUCUGGAUCAGAAUCUGUGGGUCUGCACGGCACAGCUGAAUGGUGAUGAUAGCACGGUUGCCAGGCACUUCUUUCUGCCGCGUGAUUGGGUCACCAGCUCGGGUGUCAAACUGUGCCAGGUACUGCAGGAUGGCACGUUCCUUUGCCCUAGUAAGGGAGAGGUUGCAAUCAUGAAAAGCGAUCCGAUAUCGAACUGGUGA
Penicillium odoratum is the source of this 4641-nucleotide messenger RNA. RefSeq lists its product as uncharacterized. The transcript has a single exon. NCBI's taxonomy places the organism in Eukaryota, Fungi, Ascomycota, Eurotiomycetes, Eurotiales, Aspergillaceae. The record is from RefSeq and is a predicted model, not a curated record. Gene Ontology annotation, molecular function: protein binding. The coding region runs from base 1 to 4641 and encodes 1546 amino acids.